AUGUCUCGGUUCUCCACGUUUUUCGAUAAAUCCCGAACUCAACACGAAGAUAGUGACCAUCCAUGGUCGAACAUCGGCAGCGCAGGGGACCAUCUUCUUCGGGAACUGGAAUCCCUAUACUGGGUCGGAGCCAAUCAAGAAUUAGAUUGCAUUAUCUCAACCCUAAAACACUGGCAACAGUCUAAGUUCGAGAAUGCCGUCUCCCCGGAUGAGGAUCCCCAGUCCAGCAUGGUCGAAGGUUUCGAUACUUUCAUUAACCAAGUCAUUCCCAAGACUCCGAUUAAAAAUAAAGCUCCCAUAGAGCCUGCCCAGUUGAACAACUCUGCAAAUAAAAUUGGCCCUACCGAGCGGUUGCUCAUGAACUUGCACCAUUCUGCUACCGAAAGGGCCGCAGAGAAAACAAGAAGGAAAGUCAACAUCGCAGUGCAUAAGCGGUUGGUGCAGCGACCCGCCAAUGAGGGCCCUUUCCAGAGACUAGCACGUCUCCUACUUCAAGGAGCAGGAUUUUUGGACAUUGAGAAAGUUAUCGAGUACCACCCUCGAAGUUCACCCCCGCCUAUUUCUCCGCAACUCCGACUCGGUAAGAAACUCUUGAGCCAGUGUCCAGUAGUCACGGGGCUACCAUGUUCGGAAUGCAAAAAGAACAUUCAGGGGUGUACGUUCAAAUAUACUACGACUACAAGGAGUUCAAGGAUACCCAGGAUUGUCUGCGAAGAUUGUUACUGGGAUUUCCACUAUGGAGAUACCGCGUACGUGAAAGUCUACAAGCAUUCUAUCAGGGACGAAGUUGAAGAUGCUCUGAAGAAGCACUCGCCCUGCUUUCUAUGUGGUAAGAAUUCCGCAAGAGUAAAUUCCUUCUCGUCCCAGAUGGAGGCGAGAAUAAUUCAUGCGCUUGGCGAUGCGAAGUACCGGGGUAUCCAGAAGACGAGAAAGCGGGAUAGCUCGUUUCCGAAAUCCUUACUGGAGAAAGUGAUUCAAGAGGGUAUGGGGCAUUCUCACUUGUUGGACGACAAAUGGUUGUUUGAGGAUUUUGUGCAGGAAAAUCCCUGGGAAGACGUCAGUAUGGCCGUCCGGAUAGGACCAUUGGUGAUCGAGAAUGGGUUGAAACAGUAA
This is a messenger RNA of Penicillium riverlandense, 1113 nucleotides long. RefSeq lists its product as uncharacterized. NCBI's taxonomy places the organism in Eukaryota, Fungi, Ascomycota, Eurotiomycetes, Eurotiales, Aspergillaceae. The record is from RefSeq and is a predicted model, not a curated record. The transcript has a single exon. The coding region runs from base 1 to 1113 and encodes 370 amino acids.